UCGCUCACUCAGAACUCACAAACCAAUCAGAAACGUCGUACGUGAAGCUCUCCAAGAGAUACUUACAGCACAUAUAAAACCGGGCGCCUGGUCUGUAACUCACAAGGACUUUUCCUCUUUCACACCAGGCACAGAGUGGGAAGGGUAGUUCUUAAACCCCAGUUUUCAUCAACUUCAGCUUGUUCUUUUCGUAGUAGUAAUUCAAGAUGUCCGGAGAUUUUAGCAAUGAUGUUGACUUUAAGUACCUAUGGGUCAACAGGAAGGCGCUGUUGAAGUCGUUGGAGGGCUUUGACGGCAAGAAGGCUUGCUGGGUUACCGAUCCGGAGGAAGGAUUCUCUCGCGGAGAAAUCGUUUCCUCACAGGGCGAUGACGUCACCGUCAAGAUCCUGAGGAACAACGAGUCCAAGACGUUUAAGAAGGAUGACCUCCAGCAGGUCAACCCUCCCAAGUACGAGCAGUGUGACGACAUGGCCAAUAUGACCUACUUGAACGAGGCCUCUGUGUUAAACAACCUCCGUCAGCGUUACGUCAACGGCUUCAUCUACACCUACUCGGGCCUGUUCUGCGUGGCUGUGAACCCCUACCGUCGUCUGCCCAUCUACCAAGACUCGAUCAUUGAAAAGUACCGCGGAAAGAGGAAGAUGGAAAUGCCCCCUCACUUGUUCGCCGUGGCCGAUUACGCCUUCCAAAACAUGUUGCAGGAUCGCGAGAACCAGUCCUGUCUUAUUACUGGAGAGUCUGGUGCGGGAAAGACUGAGAACACGAAGAAGGUCAUCAUGUACUUCGCCAAGGUCGCCGCUUCCCAGCAGAAGACAGAUGAAGCUGGACAUGACUCUAAAAAGGGUUCCCUCGAGGAUCAGAUUGUGCAGGCCAACCCUGUACUUGAGGCUUACGGUAACGCCAAGACCACGAGGAACAACAACUCCUCCCGAUUCGGUAAAUUCAUCCGUAUCCACUUUGGCCCAUCUGGUAAAAUCGCCGGUUGUGACAUCGAGCAUUAUCUGCUCGAGAAGUCUCGUUGCACUUACCAGCAGUCUGCCGAGAGAAACUACCACAUCUUUUACCAGUUGUGUACCAACGUGUACCCCAAGUAUCAUGAACUCUGCUUGCUGUCUCCGGAUCCCGGCCUUUACUCUUACGUAAACCAGGGCGUGCUCACUGUUGAUGGUAUCGAUGACGAAGAGGAAAUGAAGGCCACUGAUGAAGCCUUUGACGUGCUCGGCUUCAGCCAGGAUGAGAAGAACAGCAUGUACAAGUGCACGGCUGCCAUCAUGCACUUUGGUGAGAUGAAGUGGAAGCAGAACCCCAGAGAGGAACAGGCUGAGGCCGAUGGAACCGGAGAGGCUGAGAAGGUUGCUUUCCUUUUGGGCGUCAACAGUGGAGACCUGCUUAAGGGUCUGCUGAAGCCUAAGAUCAAGGUCGGCACUGAGUUUGUCACUCAAGGCCGUAACAAGCAGCAGGUGGUCAACUCCGUAGGCGCUAUGUCGAAAUCGAUUUACGACAGGAUGUUCAACUGGCUUGUAAAGAGAGUCAACCUAACCCUUGAUACCAAAAAACCAAGGAACUACUACAUUGGUGUGCUGGACAUUGCUGGUUUCGAAAUAUUUGACUACAACAGUUUUGAGCAACUGUGCAUCAACUACACGAACGAGAGGCUGCAGCAGUUCUUCAACCACCACAUGUUUGUGCUGGAACAGGAGGAGUACAAGAAGGAAGGCAUCCAGUGGGAGUUCAUCGACUUCGGUAUGGACCUCCAGGCCUGUAUCGAGCUUAUUGAAAAGCCUAUGGGUAUCCUUUCCAUUCUGGAAGAAGAGUGCAUGUUCCCUAAGGCAUCUGACAAGACCUUCGAGGACAAGCUGAUUACGAACCAUCUUGGCAAGUCCAAGGCCUUUGGUAAGGUAACCAAGAGCAGGAAGGGAGGCAGCAACGCCCACUUCGAACUUGGACACUACGCCGGCGCUGUGCCAUACAGCAUCACCAACUGGCUUGAGAAGAACAAGGAUCCGCUGAACGAGACCGUUGUUGGGAUCCUGGCAGAUUCAAAGGAGCCUCUGGUAGGCACUCUCUAUGAAAAGCCAAAGGAGGAGGCCAGUGGUGGUGCUGGCAAGAAGAAGAAGUCCAGUGCCUUCCAAACCAUCUCUUCUGUGCACAGGGAGUCUCUGAACAAGCUGAUGAAGAACCUGUACAACACCCAUCCCCACUUUGUGCGCUGUAUCAUCCCCAACGAGGUGAAGACCCCCGGCAUGAUUGAAGCUGCGCUUGUCCUCAACCAGCUCCAGUGUAACGGUGUGCUUGAGGGUAUCCGUAUCUGCAGGAAAGGUUUCCCAAGCAGAAUAAUGUACCCUGAAUUCAAGCAGAGAUACUCCAUCCUUGCCGCCAGCGCAUUGCCCGAGGGCUUCGUUGAUGCCAAGGUUGCCACUGAGAAGUGCCUGAGCGCCAUCCAGGUCGACCCCAACGACUACAAGAUCGGUAAUACCAAGGUCUUCUUCAAGGCUGGUGUCUUGGGUAACCUUGAAGACAUGCGUGAUGAACGUCUGUCCGGCAUCGUAUGUUUGUUCCAGGCACACAUCAGAGGCUGCCUCAUGAGGACGCAGUACAAGAAGCUCCACGACCAGAGGACUGCUCUUGAGAGGAUUCAGAGGAACAUUAGGAAGUGGAUGGCAAUAAAGAACUGGCAGUGGUGGAAGCUUUACGUGAAGGUGAAACCUCUGCUGAACGCCGCCCGUGCUGAGGAUGAGGUGAAGAAGAUGGAAGAGGAUUUCAAAAAGACGAAAGAGGAACUGGCUAAGGUUGAAAAGAUCAAGAAGGAGCUUGAGGAGAGAUGUGUUGUGCUUGCCAGGGAAAAGGAAAACAUGGCUCUUCAGCUUGCUACCGAGGGUGACACUCUUGGCGACAUGGAGACAACCAUUGAAAACCUCACUCAGCAGAAGUUUGACUACGAGGCCCAGCUGAAGGAAUACGAAGAGAACAUUGCUGCCAUCGAGGGUUCUGCCUCAGACCUGGAAGGUGUCAAGGCUAAGCUUGAAGAGAAGACUGCUCAGCUUCAGCAGAACAUUGAGGGUCUUGAAGAUUCUCUGAAGAAGGCUGAACACGAAAAGCAGCACAAGGACAGCCAGAUCAGGACCCUCCAGGGUGAGAUGUCCGCCCAGGAUGAGACCAUUGGCAAGCUCAACAAGGACAAGAAGAAUUUGGAAGAUACUGUCAAGAAGACCCAGGACUCCCUAAAGGCCGAGGAGGACAAGGUCAACAACCUCAACAAGCUCAGGCAGAAACUCGAGGCCACACUCGAUGAGAUUGAGGACAACCUUGAACGUGAGAAGAAGGUUCGUGCUGAUGUGGAGAAGGCCAAGAAAAAACUUGAAGGUGACCUCAAGGCCACUCAAGAAAAUCUUGAGGAAAUCGAGCGUGUCAAGUCUGAACUAGAUGGUAACAUCAAGAAGAAGGAGAAUGAGAUCAAGACCCUGAACCAAAAGCUAGAAGAGGAACAGGGACUGGUGGCCCAGCUUCAGCGCAAGAUCAAGGAGCUCCAGGCCCGAAUUGAGGAGCUGGAAGAGGAACUGGAAGCUGAAAGGCAGAACAGGUCUAGGGUUGAAAAGCAGAGGCAGGAGAUUACCCGUGAGCUUGAAGACAUCGCUGAAGCUCUUGACGACCAGGGCGGCCAGACAGCGGCUCAGAUGGAGUUGAACAAGAAGCGGGAAGCCGAGAUCCAGAAGUUGCGACGUGACCUCGAGGAACAGGCACUGCAGAGCGAGUCCACCAUCGCCACCCUGAGGAAGAAGGCACAGGACUCCGCCAACGAGAUGGCCGACCAGAUCGACCAGCUCCACAAGGUCAAACAGAGAGUUGAGAAGGAGAAGGGACAACUAAAGCACGAGAUUGCUGACCUCAAGGACCAGGUUGUCAAUGCCUCAAAGAAGGGAGGUAUGUCUGAGAAAAUGAGCAAGCAGGUCGAGACCCAGAUCUCAGAAUUCAACUCGAGACUUGACGAGAGCGCUCGCAGCAUCCAGGACCUCAACGCCACCAGGGCGCGCCUCCAGGCCGAGAACGGCGACCUGAGUCGCCAAGUGGAGGAGGCUGAGAGCAGCAUCAAUCAGCUCAACCGUGAGCGCUCCAACCUGGUCGUUCAGCUGGAAGAGGCCCGCCGUAACGUCGAUGAUGAGAUGAGGGCACGGCAGAAACUUUCCAGCGAGCUGCGCAACCUAAUGGCUGACCUUGACAACCUUCGCGAGCAGUUGGAGGAAGAGGGUGAAGCCAAGACCGACCUCCAGAGGCAGCUGUCCCGCGCAAACGCCGAGGCAAACGCCUGGAGGGUCAAGUAUGAGUCCGAGAGCAUGGCCCACGCUGAAGAACUGGAGGAAACUCGCCGAAGGUUGACCGUCAAGCUCCAGGACAACGAGUCCGCUCUGGAUACCGCCAACAACAAGAUCAGUGGUCUUGAGAAGAACAAGAGUCGGCUGCAAAUGGAACUCGAAGACGCUGUUUUGAACUCUGACCGCUCCAACGCAGCCGUCACCGCCUUGGAAAAGAGGAACAAAUCCUUCGACAAGACCAUUAGCGAGUGGCAGCUGAAGGUCCGCAGCCUCCAGUCUGAACUCGAAAACACACAGAAAGAGUCCCGCAGCUACAGCACCGAGCUGUUCCGCGUGAAGACCCAGUACGACGAGAUCAUCACUACGGUUGACUCACUGAGACGCGAAAACAGCAACCUUUCCACUGAGCUGUCUGAGGUGAACAACCAGCUGUCCGAGGGCAGCAGAAGCGUGCACGAGGUGGAUAAGACGCGCCGUCGCCUGGAGAUGGAGAAGCAGGAGCUGCAGACCGCCCUCGAGGAGGCUGAGUCUUCCCUGGAGCAGCAGGAGGCCAGAGUUGCACGCGCCCAGCUCGAGAUCCAGGGCAUCCGCUCAGAGAUCGACCGCAGGAUCGCCGAGAAAGAGGAAGAGUUCGAGAACACCAGGCGCAACAACGCUCGUCAGCUCGAGUCCGUGCAGGCGACACUCGACGCUGAAUCCAAGGGCAAGGCUGAAGCCAUGCGCACACGCAAGAAGCUUGAAUCUGACAUCAACGAAUUGGAGGCUGCCCUUGACGCCGCCAACCGUUCCCGCGCCGAGAUGGAAAAGAACGCCAAACGCUUCCAGGAGCAGUCCAGAGAAUUCCAGUCCGCCAUUGAUGAAGAGAGGCGCAAGACAUCUGAAUCCCUUGAGAACGUUCAAAUUGCCGAGCGCAAGGUGACCAUCAUUAUGAACGAGUGCACCGAGAUCCGCUCCGCCCUCGAGUCUGCGGAGAGGUCCCGCAAGGCAGCUGAGAACGAGUUAGUCGAGGCCACCGACCGCGUCAAUGAGCUUACAUCCCAGAUGCAGGGCAUAGUCAGUGCCAAGAGGCAUCUGGAGGCUGACAUCAGCGCAAUGUCCGCCGACCUCGAAGAAAUGAGUUCCGAGGUGCGCCGCGCUGACGACCAGUGCAAGAAAAUGACAAUCGACAUCAACCGUGCCUAUGAAGAGCUCCGCUCCGAAAAGGAGCAUACCUCCCAGCUUGAGAGGAUCCGUAAGACGAUGGAGACCGAGAUCCGUGAAGUCACUCUGCGCCUCAGCGAGGCCGAGUCCAAGUCCCUCAAGGGAGGUAAAUCACUCAUCGCCAAGCUGGAAGCCAGAGUUGUGGACCUUGAAUCCGAACUUGACAGCGAGCAGCGCCGCCACGCGGAGACUCAAAAAAAUGCCCGCAAGGCCGACCGCCGCCUCAAGGAACUCGCCUUCCAGGUUGAUGAAGACCGCAAGAACCAAGAGCGUCUCCAGGAGCUCAUCGACAAACUCCAUGGCAAGAUCAAGUCUUACAAGCGAAUGGCAGAGGAAGCCGAGGAAGUUGCCUCGAUUAAUCUCGCUAAGUACCGCAAGGUUGCCGAAGAGCUCGAGAACGCCGAAGAUCGCGCCAAUUUUGCCGAGAACUCCUUGCAGAAGUCACGCCUAGCAACUCGCAGCCAGUCAGCGUCCCAAGUUACAGGCAGCACCGUUGUGAGGACACGCAAGGUCGUCGUCAAGGAGGUUUAAACUUCCGCUUGUGACACACCGUAUACGAUUAUGGAAACAACAAAUGACGAGAUCUGCAUUUCCUCUGCAUUUGGUUUAUCCUUAGACAGCAACAUAUUUCCCACCACUGAGGGGGAUGGAAAACAAAGUACAGAGAAACAACUCAAUAACCAAAGACAUCGAAACAAACGACAAUACCAAACAAAUUGUGUUCUUUCGACCUUGAUCACGUUGUUGAAAUAUACAUGUAAAACACUGAAACUGUGUUUACAAAGAAAGUGUAUUAAGCUUUGAAAUGUGCCGAAAUAAGCUUUCGUUUAUAACAUGAGACAUUACAUAUUUUAUCUGUGCCAAGAUAGUUGAACACGAAACGAAAGUGACGUUCUGUUAUUUGUUAGACUAAUCACUUCACGUUGAUUUUUUAUGAUUAAGAAUGUCAACGUUUUACUAACUAUUUUCGUAUCUCUGUACUGGCUUUAUAGUUAAUAUUCCACGGUAUUUUCUGAUAAGCCAUGUGUAUGAACCCUCAGUGGGAGAUUAUUUAUUAAUUAUGUAUUUAUUUAUUUAUUUAUUUGUUCAAAUACAGUUAGGUUAGUCGAAUGUGAGCAUUCAUUUGGUGUUAAAUCCAUUAGUAUCAUUGAAUGUCAAGCAUUUGUGAACUCAAACCUACUGUUUGUAUCGUUAAAAUUUAUCCUAAUAAAAACAAACAAUUAAAUA
This is a messenger RNA of Mya arenaria, 6737 nucleotides long. RefSeq names its product myosin heavy chain, striated muscle-like. Gene Ontology annotation, cellular component: myosin complex. The transcript has 31 exons. The coding region runs from base 207 to 6041 and encodes 1944 amino acids. The record is from RefSeq and is a predicted model, not a curated record. Lineage: Eukaryota; Metazoa; Mollusca; Bivalvia; Myida; Myidae. Gene Ontology annotation, molecular function: ATP binding; actin filament binding; cytoskeletal motor activity.